This is a messenger RNA of Clupea harengus (Atlantic herring), 3712 nucleotides long. Its product is annotated as TRPM8 channel-associated factor homolog. Gene Ontology annotation, molecular function: transmembrane transporter binding. Gene Ontology annotation, biological process: positive regulation of protein targeting to membrane. NCBI's taxonomy places the organism in Eukaryota, Metazoa, Chordata, Actinopteri, Clupeiformes, Clupeidae. The record is from RefSeq and is a predicted model, not a curated record. Gene Ontology annotation, cellular component: plasma membrane.
GCCUCGCAACACGGUCGCGCAAAAUUACUUCCGGUUAUUCCCAGACGAAAGUUGCACUUAAUGGAAGGUCCUUAACCCAUUGCACAUUUCGUGAAAUUCUCCUCACGGUCCUUUUAGCUGUAGCGUAUGUUUCGGAUGUGCACUUAAAAUAUGGUGCCUUGCACAGUCCUGGUUCUAUGAAGGUGAAACAAAGUAUCUCGCAACGAUCCAGCCAAUUAACAACAUUAUUUUAAGAGCACUGGAGAAUGGGUGUAUUUGACUGGCUGUUCAAAUCUUGCACCAUAAUUUAAUACUCAUGGAUAGCAACAAGGAGGACAGUAGAAGAUGAGCCACCUAUUUUGUCCCUCCAAACCUACAACAUCUUUAACAAGGAUCUAAGACCUGUCCGUGUCCUGGAGGAGCGAGUUUAGAGGGUGUGUCUGUGCUGCCUGGUGAUGGGAGUUUUCCUCUUCUGUGCCCUUCCCCAAGACCUUGGAGGACUUAACUGCUAUAAGGACUGCAAAAAGGACACAUAUUCCCGAAAGUGAACAGUACAACCUACAAAACCAAAUAUGGCACGAGAAGAGGCAUACUGCACACUUAUGGGUGGAAUUCAGGAACUGGAUUUCAAGAAAGAGCAUGUACCCGGUGACUUGGUCCUGAUUGGCGACCAUGCCUUCCCCCUGGCCAUGAACCCAAGAGGUCAGGUGUUAAUGGCUGCCUCAAGCUAUGGCCAGGGGCGCAUAGUGGUUCUCGGGCACGAGAAACACAUUACUGACUUCCCUGGCAUGGUGGAAAAAGCCUUGGCAUGGCUAGUACAAUCGCCUGAUAGAAAUACUGCGGGCAUUCAUCCCUCUUGCAAGGCUGCUGUUGAAAACCUGCGCUAUUCCAGCAUCAAGGCCGAGGUCUGUGAGUUCAAAGAUGGGCUUGGCGUGUAUGUUACAGAUGCUUACAGUGUGGACGCACAUGCUAAGGAGUUGGUGAGUUUCCUCAAGGCAGGGGGAGGAUUACUUGUGGCUGGCCAAGCUUGGAGCUGGGCAGAGAAAAAUCCUAAGGAAAACACACUGCUGAGUUUUCCAGGGAACAAAGUGUGCAGUGUGGCAGGGAUCUACUUUUCAGAACAUUCUGGAGAGGUUGGAGUGUUCCCUCUGCCCCCAAAGAUACCAUCCAGUUGGUUGGCUGUUUCGAUUGGAAAAAAUUUCAAAGAUGACCUUGAGUUUCUCCUGAAUGGCGUGCAAGAGUUUGACAUCCAGGGUGGUGCAGUACCUUCAGAGGUCCUGGUCCAUGGCCCCCUGGCGUUCCCCAUUGGCGCCACACCUGAUGGCAAGGCCUUCCUCGCUGGAGCUUACUAUGGCCAGGGCCGAGUCAUCGUGGCCACUCAUGAGGGCUACAUUGGGCGUGACUCCCUUGCCAAGUUUUUCUCCAACGCUCUUCACUGGCUGGACGAGGGGCGCAAUGGGGUGGUGGGCAUCAAACCCCAGCUGAAAUCCACAGAAUCUGUUCUGGCCAAAUCCGGGCUGCAGUGUCAGGUGACGGACUUCAAAGAAGACCUCAGCGUCUACGUCUGCACCUCCUACAGCGAUGCUCAGUGUGAGGUGAUCCAGGACUUUGUCGCUGAAGGCGGCGGGCUCCUGAUUGGGGGACAUGCCUGGUACUGGGCUCAAAGCCAUCCUGGACAAAAUGCCAUGGCCGAGUACCCUGGCAACCACAUCCUGAAUAAGAUGGGGCUCUGUAUUUUGGGGGACACCCUCAGCUCAGGGCUCUACAAGGUGCCUGAUCUGGAGAAAGCUUGCUCGGACGCCUACCACUUUAGGGGCUUGCUCCAGCGCUUUGCCAGUCAUGUGAAUGAAGGCCAUAGCCUGUCAGACCACGAGCAAGGCUGUCUGAAGAAGCUGGGGAAGGACUGUGGCCAUUACCUUGCUAUGGAGACCCACGAGUGUGCAGCUUAUACGUCAAUAGUGGCAAUGCUGACUGACAUGGUGAAGCAGGCGGGAAUCCCACAGGUGUGCAACACAUGCCCCGUGAAAAGUGCCAAGGACCACCUGCUUCUCAAUGUGGGCAGCCAGGUCUACAAGGUGUGCCAGGACCCUGAUGCCCUUCUGCCCUACAUCAUCAAAGAUCAGCCCGCUCUGCCAGUUGUCCACAAUGCAAGGGUCGGCAUCAGUGUAAACUCAGCAGGUGGCGAGGAGUGGCUCAGCACUGGGCUGUACCUCUGCCCUGGAAUGAGAACAUACGUGUCCAUGCCACCAGAGAUCGUGGGAAAGGGCUGGAAGGUCCAGAUUGGCUGUCAGACUGAUAAUAUCGGCCAGGCUAAUGAGUUGAAACGAGCACCUGUGGUGUGUGAGCGCUUUCCUGUUGACAAGGAGAUGGUGCAGGUGUGGAACCUCUGGGGGGGUCUCAUCUACCUCAUCGCCCCACCCAACUGCAGCAUGAAGGGGGCAGAGGUGGUGGUGCAGAUAGCUGUUCGAGCACCUUACUACAAGUCUGGAGAGACUACAGUAGAAGACUGGGUGAAGGUGAUCCGGGAUGCACCGGCCCCUUGGGCAGAGCUAGAGUUUGAAAACAUCAUCCUGACUCUUCACUCGGACUUCAUACGAGGCCUAGACCGGCCAGAUGAAGUGGCGUCGAUGUGGGAUGACAUCAUGAGGGGAAUAGCAGACCUUGCAGCCAAACCUGCCAAGUUCCCCCGAAAAGAACGAUUUGUGGCCGACGUCCAGAUCUCACAUGGCUACAUGCACGCCGGGUAUCCGGUCAUGAUGGACACCUCCGCUGCCGCGGGCCUGGUGAACCCUGGGAAGGCGCGGACAUCAGGUCUGUGGGGCGCCGUCCACGAGCUGGGCCACAAUCAGCAGCGUGGGGUCUGGGAGUUUCCCCCGAACACCACCGAGUGCACCUGCAACCUGUGGUCUGUCUACGUGCACGAAACGGUGCUGGGUCUGGACCGGGCCAAAGCCCACCCAAACAUGUCUCAAGAGAACAGACGGUGCCGGGCACGGGACUAUGCCCAGGGGGGGCGGCAGCUGGGCAAGUGGAGUAUGUGGGUGGCCCUGGAGACUUAUAUGCAGCUCCAAGAUACCUUUGGCUGGGACGCCUUUAAGAAGGUCUUCACUGCCUACCAUACAAUGGAGGGAGUGCCUCAGGACAACAAGGGCAAGAUGAACACAUAUGCGGAGACCUUCUCCAAAGUGGUGAACAGGAACCUGACAUCCUUCUUCAAGGCCUGGGGCUGGCCAAUAGAGGCUGCCACUGAGGAGAAGCUCUCAGGUCUGCCUGCCUGGAGUGAUCAUCCAAUGGCCCAGUAUGCCUGAGAGAGGACAAGAGGUUUAACGCUGAUGGAUCUUCAUAGCUUGUUUAGGACUAUUAGUGUGUGAUAUGACAUUACCUAAUAAUGUUUAAUUUAUAAUAUUCUGCUAUUCUAGCACUUUAAAGUACAUAAAAUUAUGGUAAAUGAGAAUGGAAUAGAACAAGUGGAAAUCAAGGAUGAAUAACCCACUGAGGUUUAGAUGGAAGCCCUAUAGUAAUCCACUUCUGACUGUAUACUGUAUGCUUCAUUUAUAAUGAGAAACCUUACACAUUUACAUGGAUAUACAUUCUAAAAAUGGUAUCCUUUUGAUUAAUUUAUACCCCAAAACGGCAUAAAAAGGGCACAUUGUAGGUGACAAGAACACAAGGGCAUAACAAAUGUUAUGAAAAUCUCAGUCUAUAUGUUAUGAAUUAAACUCACAGCACUACA